CAAGAACAAGAGCCCAUUAUACAGCAGAGGAUACAACAAGCAGUUGAUGAAGUGAAGACAAAGUCAUCAGAAGACAAACAGAAAGUAUUAAUGGACGCCAGCAGACAAUUGAGGGAAGCACUGAAAGAAGCUAAUGCACAAUCAAACUCAAAAGAAAAUUGUUGGAAUUGUGGUAGGAAGGCCACAGAGACCUGCAGUGGUUGCAGUAAAGCAAGAUACUGUGGUACUUACUGCCAACAUAAAGACUGGGACAGACAC
This is a messenger RNA of Amphimedon queenslandica, 258 nucleotides long. RefSeq names its product protein CBFA2T3-like. The record is from RefSeq and is a predicted model, not a curated record. The transcript is spliced from 2 exons. Gene Ontology annotation, molecular function: transcription corepressor activity. Gene Ontology annotation, biological process: negative regulation of DNA-templated transcription. Lineage: Eukaryota; Metazoa; Porifera; Demospongiae; Haplosclerida; Niphatidae. The annotation marks the transcript as partial. Gene Ontology annotation, cellular component: nucleus.